GAAUCAUUACAUAGAAGCAGCCAACAGGGGGCGUCUCUCUGAUUGACCUCACCUGUCACCUGUUGUUGUCUGUGUGUUGGUUUAGCUAGCUGUCAUCAUCUCCAUCAUCAUCAUGGACACUUUGAGGAGUAAAAUAAGUCGAAGUGGACAUUUAACAGUCUCAUGUUUCUCUGUGAGUUUCUCUUCUUUAUGGAUUUAACCGUUUGGUGAAGAUUAAAGUUCAUAACUUCAUUCUACCAUCAUGAUUCUCUGUAGGCAACAAGCUCCUGCAAUUCCCCCCGGGAAAGGAGCAACGCCGCCUCCACCUCGACCUCGACCUCCACCGCCACCUCCACUGCCAUCACAUGCACGUCCUGCAGGGUUCGUUAGGAGUGUUUCAGCAGGAGGCCCUAAAUGAUCCGCCGUCCGUCUCCAUGCAAACUCACCAUGAGCUCCACCUGAGCUAGAGGAACGCCACCAGCUUCCCCCCCCCUUUCCCGCCUCCCCCUCGCCCUGCUGGAUUCACUUUGACGCUCGUACUUUUGGGAACUCUUCUUCCACGAUGCUGUGGGAAUUUGGUCUGCUGUUCGUCCUCGCUUCGCAAGCUGCUGGAAUUAAAGCGGGCAGCGUCAGGCUGACAGACUCGGCGCUGCAACCGGAGGCCGGCAGCGGCGGCGGCGGAUUACGUUUGGUGGAGCUGCUGAAGACGUCCUCACAAACAGAAGGUUCGGGGUUCGAAGUGGGCCGACGUCGACCCAAGAGGUCGGUGUUUUUACACGGAGUGAGGAUCUGCCCCCAAGAGACCUUCAAUGAAGUGCUCGCCAGCCACCAGGCGUACUACCAGCUCAGAGUUUGUCAGGAGGCUGUGUGGGAGGCGUUCAGGAUCUUCUUUGACAGGAUCCCCGGGACGACGGAGUACCAGAAAUGGGUUCACACGUGUCAACACGAGUCGCUCUGCAUCUCCGACCUCGCCAAAAACUUCAGCAGAUCCGAGGAGCACACGAGCAUGAUUCACCGGAAGAUGAGCCGGAUGAGAGACCGGAGGCCUCCAUCACGAGUGGUGGUGACUCCUGCACCGAAGAUCCCUGAGAAAACAGAGAUUGUGACCGUCGCCCCGUCUGCGGCUCCGUCAGCUGCCCCAUCUUUGGCCCCGUCUGCUGCCCCGUCUGCGGCUCCGGCCCCGUCUACGGCCCCUUCUGCGGCUCCGUCUGCGGCUCCGUCUGCGGCCCCGUCUGCGGCCCCGUCUGCGGCCCCGUCUGCGGCCCCGUCUGCGGCCCCGUCUGCGGCUCCGGCCCCGUCUGAGGCUCCGUCUGCGGCCCCGGUGAUUACCACCACCACCACCGCCACCACCGCCCUCCUCAGCCCCGUGAGUGCCUCUCCAAGCCCCGGCCCGGAGCAGACCCAGACAGCCGAGGAAGUCGAGGAGGACUCGGAGCUUCCCAACGUGGUCCCAGAGAGUCCGGUGGAGCAGAUCGUGGAGUUCAGCAUCGACCUGGUGGAUCCGGGUUACAGAGAGCUGCUGGACGACCCAGACUCCCCUCAGUACGUCGACCUGGCUCACCACCUGCAGGACCAGAUGCAGCACGCGUUUGACAAACUCUCUGGGUUUAAAGCCAUCCAUGUGCUGGGAAUCAGCGAGAUGCAGGACACUGACGGGCCCGGAGGAAUCUCAGUUCACUACUCUCUCAUCUUUGAGAUUAAUUCACCUAAAAUCAACUCUGGGAAUUCAGAGACGUCGACCGCUCCCACGGAGUCGUCAGUCAACCCCGGCCUCAGGGAAAUGGUGACCAAGGCUCUACGCGAGGAGGCUUCGCUGCCAAUCGAUCUGGACUCACUUAACUUCGAACCAGAUGCAGUCGUCCUACCAGCACUGACUGCAACCUCUACGGUAGAAGUAGUGAAUGAGUCCAGUGAGCCCGAUUCACACAACGAGUUUGAAGUGUUCACGGAUGAGCCAGAAGUUGAUAAACCUCGGCUGGUGGUUCCCCUCACCCCCAUGGAGAAGGAAAACGCCCUCGUGACCCUUCUAGAUCCCACGGCUGUCCCAGAUGAUGAGGCGACGGCAGUGACUGGUCGGAUGGUGGAGAGCAGCGAUCAUUCCCCGGCCUCGGAGGAUAUUACCGAGGAGUCAGAGGCAAUUUAUGUGAGUGAGCUCGAGCCAUCAAAGGAAGAGGAGGAGGAAGAAGAAGAAUUGCCGAUCAUUACACAUGAGAUUGAAACCAUUCAUCACGACGAAACCGGUGAACUUGUGAGAGACUACAUGCCGACCCCUCCUGUGAUUCUCGAGCUGGAGACGGAUGCUCCAUAUAUCAGUUUGUCUCCCAACCUGAUAUCAGAGGAAGACUUAACUCCCGUUGAUGAAGACACUGGGAAUCCUAGUUUGGAUGUUGUUACUCCCCCCUCACAGAUAUUAUUAACUACAGCUUCUGUCACGUCGAUCACGACACUUCCAGGUAUCACGGGCCAGCCGCCCACUGAGCCGAUAGUAAACCUGCAAGAAGACGAAGAAGUUAACGCUCUUCCAGAUGAGGAAGAGGAUGAAUUGGGUGUUUCUGAACCUUACGACCCUGAUUUUGACACCAAAGUUGAAUUGUUAGAUCCAGAAGGAGAAUUAGUGGUGGAACAUGAUGAAGAAAUGCUUGAGGCUUUCCAGCCGACACCUGAACAAAUUGAAGUUUAUGAACCAGAGGAAGGGAAUUUAGAAGUGUCAGAACCUGAGAUAGAAAAAGUUUCAGAGCCAGAUGAAGAAGUAGCUGAAGAGGAAGAUGUAGCUGAAGUUUCAGAGCCAGAGGAAGAGUUGUUUGUCGAAAAUCAAGACGAGGUAGAAGCUUCAGAACCAGAAGAAAUGGAGAAGGAGCUUGGUGAGGGUUCAGAAUCAGUUGAGGUAUCAGAGCCAGGAGAAUCAGUACCAGAGGCAGAAACAGACGAUAGCGCAGAUGAGGUGUUGAACGAAGGAGGAGUGGAAGUUUUGCAACCAGAAAAGGAAAUAGUUGAAGUUCCAGAAGUAAACAGGGAACCAGAAAAAGGUAUAUUUGAGGUGUUAUAUCCAGAUCAAGAACCUGAGAAUGAUGAUGAGGUUUCUGAUCGAGAAGAAGUGGUGGUUGCACCUGCAGGAUCAGAAGAAAUAGUACCUGAAGUUCCAGAAGAAACAGUACCUGAAGUUCCAGAGGAAACAGUACCUGAAGUUCCAGAAGAAACAGUAUCUGAAGUUCCAGAAGAAACAGUACUUGAAGUUCCAGAGGAAACAGUACCUGAAGUUCCAGAAGAAACAGUACCUGUAGUUCCGGAGGAAACAGUACCUGAAGUUCCAGAGGAAACAGUACCUGAAGUUUCAGAGGAAACAGUACCUGAAGUUCCAGAAGAAACAGUACCUGAAGUUUCAGAGGAAACAGUACCUGAAGUUUCAGAGGAAACAGUACCUGAAGUUCCAGAAGAAAUAGUACCUGAAGUUCCAGAGGAAACAGUACCUGAAGUUUCAGAGGAAACAGUACCUGAAGUUCCAGAAGAAACAGUACCUGAAGUUCCAGAGGAAACAGUACCUGUAGUUCCAGAAGAAACAGUACCUGUAGUUCCAGAAGAAACAGUACCUGUAGUUCCCGAGGAAACAGUACCUGUAGUUCCCGAGGAAACAGUACCUGAAGUUCCAGAAGAAACAGUACCUGUAGUUCCCGAGGAAACAGUACCUGUAGUUCCCGAGGAAACAGUACCUGUAGUUCCGGAAGAAACAGUACCUGUAGUUCCCGAGGAAACAGUACCUGAAGUUCCAGAAGAAACGAUACCUAAAGUCCCCGAGGAAACAGUACCUAAAGUUCCAGAAGAAACAGUACCUGUAGUUCCCGAAGAAACAGUACCUGUGGUUCCAGAAGAAACAGUACCUGAAGUUCCAGAAGAAAUAGUACCUGAAGUUCCAGAGGAAACAGUACCUGAAGUUCCAGAAGAAACAGUACUUGUAGUUCCCGAGGAAACAGUACCUGUAGUUCCAGAAGAAACGAUACCUAAAGUCCCCGAGGAAACAGUACCUAAAGUUCCAGAGGGAUCAGUCCCUGAAGUUCCAGAGGAAACAGUAAUUAACAUUUCAGAGGAAACAGUACCUGAAGUUCCCAAGGAAACAGUACCUGAAAUUCCAGAGGAAACAGUACCUGAAGUUCCAGAGGAAACAGUACCUGAAGUUCCAGAAGAAACCGUACCUGAAGUUCCUGAGGAAACAGUACCUGAAGUUUCCGAGGAAACAGUACCUGAAGCUCCAGAGGAAACACUACCUGAAGUUACCAAGGAAACCGUACCUGAGGUUCCCAAGGAUACAGUACCUAAAGUUCCUGAGGAACGAGUGCCUGAAAUUACUGAUGAAACAGUACAUGAAGUUCCCGAGGAAAUAGUACCUGAAGUUCCCGAGGAAACAGUACAUGAAGUUCCUGAGGAAAUAGUACCUGAAGUUCCUAAGGAAACAGUACCUGAAAUUCCCGAGGAAACAGUACAUGAAGUUCCUGGGGAAAUAGUACCUGAAGUUCCUGAGGAAAUAGUACCUGAAGUUCCCGUGGAAACAGUACAUGAAGUUCCCGAGGAAACAGUACAUGAAGUUCCUGAGGAAAUAGUACCUGAAGUUCCUGAGGAAAUAGUACCUGAAGUUCCCGAGGAAAUAGUACCUGAAGUUCCCGAGGAAACGGUACAUGAAGUUUCUGAGGAAAUAGUACCUGAAGUUCCUGAGGAAACAGUACCUGAAAUUCCAGAGGAAACAGUACAUGAAGUUCCUGAGGAAAAUGUACAUGAAGUUCCUGAGGAAAAUGUACCUGAAGUUCCCGAGGAAACAGUACCUGAAGUUCCCGAGGAAACAGUACAUGAAGUUCCCAAGGAAACAGUACCUGCAGUUCCCAAGGAAACAGUACCUGAAGUUCCCGAGGAAACAGUACCCGAAGUUCCCGAGGAAACAGUACCCGAAGUUCCAGAAGAAACAGUACAUGAAGUUCCCAAGGAAACAGUACCCGAAGUUCCCGAGGAAACAGUACCCGAAGUUCCAGAGGAAACGGUACCCAAAAUUUCACAGGAAACAGUACCUGAAGUUCCCGAGGAAACAGUACUCGAAGUUCCAGAGGAAACGGUACCUGAAGUUCCAGAGGAAACCGUACAUGAAGUUCCCGAGGAAAUAGUACCUGAAGUUCCCGGGGAAACAGUAGAUGAAGUUCCCCAGGAAAUAGUACCCGAAGUUCCAAAGGAAACCGUACAUGAAGUUCCUGAGGAAACAGUACCUGAAGUUCCCAAGGAAAAAGUACCCAAAGUUCCAGAGGAAACGGUACCCGAAGUUCCAGAGGAAACAGUAUCCGAAGUUUCAGAGGAAACAGUAAAUGAAGUUCCAGAGGAAACAGUAAAUGAAGUUCCUGAGGAAACAAUACCUGACAUUCCAGAGGAAAGAGUGCCUGAAGUUCCCGAGGAAACGGUACCCGAAGUUCCAGAGGAAAAAGUACCCAAAGUUCCAGAGGAAACGGUACCUGAAGUUCCAGAGGAAACAGUACCUGUAGUUCCAGAGGAAACAGUAACUGAAGUCCCAGAAGAAAAAGUACCUGAAGUUCCCAAAGACACAGUACCCGAAGUUCCAGAGGAAAAAGUACCCAAAAUUCCAGAGGAAACAGUAAAUGAAGUUCCUGAGGAAACAGUACCUGACAUUCCAGAGGAAAGAGUGCCUGAAGUUCCCGAGGAAACAGUACCCGAAGUUCCAGAGGAAAAAGUACCCAAAGUUCCCGAGGAAAUGGUACCUGACAUUCCAGAGGAAAGAGUACCUGAAGUUCCAGAGGAAAAAGUACCCAAAGUUCCAGAGGAAACGGUACCUGAAGUUCCAGAGGAAACAGUACCUGUAGUCCCAGAGGAAACAGUAAAUGAAGUUCCAGAGGAAACAGUAAAUGAAGUUCCCGAGGAAACAGUACCUGACAUUCCAGAGGAAAGAGUACUUGAAGUUCCAGAGGAAAAAGUACCCAAAGUUCCAGAGGAAACGGUACCUGUAGUUCCAGAGGAAACAGUAACUGAAGUCCCAGAGGAAACGGCACCUGAAGUUUCUGUGGAAACAGUACCUGAAGUUUCCGUGGAAAAAGUACCCAAAAUUCCAGAGGAAACAGUACCUGAAGUUCCUGAGAAAACAGUUCCCGAAGUUCCCGAGGAAACGGUACCUGAAGUUUUAAAAGAAACAGUACCUAAAGUUUUAGAGGAAACGUUACCUGAAGUUCCAAAGGAAACAGUACCUAAAGUUCCAGAGGAAACAGUACCUAAAGUUCCAGAGGAAACAGUACCUGAAAUUUCACAGGAAACGUUACCUGCAGUUCCAAAGGAAUCAUUACCUAAAGUUCCAAAGGAAUCAUUACCUAAAGUUCCAAAGGAAACAUUACCCAAAGUUCUAGAGGAAGCAGUACCAAAAGUUCCUGAGGAAACAAUACCUGAAGUUCCAGAGGAAACAGUACUUGAAGUUCCUGAGGAAAUAGUACCUGAAGUUUCAGAGGAAACGGAGGAACAAGAGUUAGUAGUUGAGAAUCCAAAGGAAGCAUCAGAACCAGGGGAAGGCGCAGAUCAUGUUUUGCCAGCCGGGAUUUCAGAGCCCAAAUCAGAAAAGGAAGUAGUAGUUGAUGUCCCAGAACAAGAAGGGGAAGGAGUUGAUGUCCCAGAACCAAAUCCAGAGGAAAGGAUAGUUACGAUUUUAGAACCAGAACCUGAGGAAGAUGUUACCGAGCCACCAGCCAUAUCAAUUGAAAUCCUUUACCCACUGGACAGCAUGGAAGAGCUUCACUUUGGAGAGGAUACUGUUCAGAUUAUUGAAGAUAACGAGUUCCUUCCACCAGUCAGACCGGACUGGCCACAUGAGGAAGAUAACUUUGUAUCAGUAGACAUCCAACCUCCUGAAGAAGAUGGAGGUGAACCCAAUCACGGAUAUCCCAUCAUCGAUGACCUUUACACGGAGACCAACACUGGCGCCAUCACACCGACUGAAACAUCAAAGAGUGAUCUGCAGUUUGAAACAACCUCUGAUAUUGCAGAGGUGACAGAUCCAGAAAACACAUCAGAGGGCACCGAAGUCACAGAAGACUCGCCGGAGGAGACGCGGCACAGUGAUUCAUCCCCAGAAAGAGACAUCAGUGUAACGGCAGCACCGGUUUCAGACUCCUUCCCUACUCCUCCGGCUUCUGUCGUCGUGUCUGAAGUGCCCAGCCCGACUAUAGACACUGGACUCUUUGAGGUAGCAGAGCAAUCUGUAAUCCCCUCUACUCCUGAGUCUGAGGAUGAUAGCUCAGAGGCAGAGUCGGAGCCGGCAGUCGUCAUUAUCGAUGAAGACUUGGAAGAGGCGGCGCCGAAAGGAGGCGAAAGCCAAAACGUCCCACCGGCAGCUACCGAAGACGUAAUUGACGAGGCUGUAAGGGACCUGGCGGUGGAGCUGGAUCAAACGGACGUAGCAGCAACAAAUGAGCUGCCGGACGACGGGAGUGGCUUCCCUUUCGUUGGUGAGGAACGCACCACUGUCAGCGUCACAGCCCCGCCUCCAGUGAGAUACCUGACCACGCCCACCAUGACCACGGCCAGCCACGGCAGGGAGCUGGUGGUGUUCUUCAGCCUGCGCGUCACCAACAUGGACUUCUCCGAGGGCCUCUUCAACAAGACGUCGUCCGAGUACAGAUCCCUGGAGAACAAAUUCUUAGAAGUGCUGAUGCCGUUCCUGCAGGCCAACCUGACGGGCUUCAAGAAGCUGGAGAUUCUGAACUUCAGGAAGGGCAGCGUGGUCGUCAACAGCAAGAUGCAGUUUGCCAAAUCGGUGCCGUACAACAUCACCGAGGCCGUCCACUGCGUCCUGGAGGAGUUCUGCUCCACCGCCUUCAACAACCUGCACAUCCAGAUCGACACCCACUCUCUGGACGUUGAACCAGCCGAUCAGGCCGACGCCUGUAAGUUCCUGGCCUGCGAUGAGUUUUCUCGCUGCGUGGUGAGCGGCCGGACGAAGGAGGCUCAGUGUCAGUGUGAGCCGGGCUUCCUGUCGGUGGACGGCCUGCCCUGCCAGAGUCUGUGCGUCCUGCAGCCCGACUACUGCCGAGGAGGAGACUGUCACAUCGUGCCCGGACACGGAGCCGUGUGCAGAUACAAAGACAGCGACUCCCUCCCAGGCCUGGCCAGUUAAGAAAAUAUAUCGGAUCGGAUGUCAUCUGAGAAUACUACAAAAGACUUGAUGAAACAGGACUCAGUAGCAGGAACGCGAGACUCGUCACGGCCUCACAGUUAAAACAAUCAACAAGGAUGCAGAGCUGAAGAGCUUUCAGGACAAACUGUACGCCUCCAAACUCUUCAGACCUCCGAGCUUCAUAUCGGAGGACUAUCUCUCCCUUCGGGGUGAACAGACAUUUCGGAUGUCCGUCGUCAUCUGCAGCCGCUCGCGGCGUGGCGACGACGCCGAGGAGCUCUGCAGCAUCGAUCGGGUGGAUAUCGAUCGACCCUGGACUGUUUUUUGUACACGGACUCUGUUUCUGUAGUAAAUAGGUUGUUUCAAAACACACAGGACUCAGUGAGAUCAUCUCAAAUCUGAAAACGGAGCCUCGCAUCAGGGAUCUCUUCACAUUCUCACCAUGUUCUUUUGUACAGUUCAAAUAGACAAAACAAUGUUUAAAUGUUAUAGUUGAAAAUACAAAUUGAGUUGAAUAAGA
This is a messenger RNA of Sebastes umbrosus (honeycomb rockfish), 8642 nucleotides long. Its product is annotated as titin-like. The record is from RefSeq and is a predicted model, not a curated record. Gene Ontology annotation, biological process: visual perception. Bases 542 to 8122 code for a protein of 2526 amino acids. The transcript is spliced from 18 exons. Lineage: Eukaryota; Metazoa; Chordata; Actinopteri; Perciformes; Sebastidae.